Molecule: messenger RNA, 3351 nt
Organism: Exophiala spinifera
Lineage: Eukaryota; Fungi; Ascomycota; Eurotiomycetes; Chaetothyriales; Herpotrichiellaceae
Exons: 3
Coding region: 1-3351 (1116 amino acids)
Biological process (GO): nucleoside metabolic process
Cellular component (GO): kinesin complex
Molecular function (GO): protein binding; catalytic activity; ADP binding
Source: RefSeq, a predicted model, not a curated record
AUGGCAGACCACUUGAAUAAGAAAAAGCUCACUUACGAUGAUUACACCGUGGGGAUUAUAUGUCCACUAGAGGUCGAGAUGACGGCCUUGCGGUAUAUGCUAGAUGAAGAACACGUCAGGCUAUCUGGCAGGGAUGGCGAUCGCAAUAGAUACAUACUGGGCAAGAUGGGGAAGCACAAUGUUGCCAUUGGCUAUUUACCUCAAGGAUCGCAAGGUAUUGGUGCAGCGGCCACCGUGGCGACGGACAUGAGAAGAACCUUCUCCUCCAUCUACCUGCGCUUGCUAGUGGGAAUCGGAGGAGGAAUUCCCAGUCAAAAGAAUGACAUUCGUCUCGGUGACGUGGUUGUGGGUAUGCCAGAUGGUAUCCACGGUGGCGUGGUACAAUACGAUCUGGGGAAGAGGACGGUUGAUGGGUUUGAGCGGAAAGGGUUUCUCUGUCCGCCACCAGAUGAAUGGAGAACCGCCGUUGUGGAAAUGAAGUCGGAUCAUGAAGCGAAGCCUAAUAAAAUUGCAGGAUUCGUGUCAGAAAUGUUACGAGCGUUUCCUAAACUGCAAAAAUACUCUCGCCCGGCCACGCAUCCGGACAUUCUCUUUCCGCCCGACGUUCAACAUGUUCUGGACGCUCCAACAUGCGAUCAGUGCGACAAGAGUCAGGUCAUUCCUCCUCGAGGCUCGACCGACCCUGAGAUAUUCUAUGGAACAAUCGCCUCAGGAGAUAGUGUCAUCAAAGAUGCCAAGGUCAGGAACGAACUCAGUAAAGCAGCCGGAGGGGCGCUAUGCUUCGAGAUGGAGGCGGCGGGAUUAUCCAAUGGGUUUCCAUGUGUUGUCAUUCGGGGUAUUUGUGACUAUGCUGAUUCUCACAAAAAUGACUUGUGGCAUCCUUAUGCCGCGGCGACAGCGGCGGCUUGCGCAAAGGAGCUUCUCACUUAUAUGGACGUGGUUCCUGGACAUUCAGUAACGAAGCCGGUCGAAGCGAUUUCGUACUUUCUCGUGCCUAGACAGAGGGUAAAGAGGUUCCUUGGUCGCGAGGCGGAGCUUGAGCAGAUCAGGUCCUCCUUCGACAGUGAAGUGGGGCGACCUCGCAUCCUAGUCCUCCAUGCGCUGGGUGGGCAGGGAAAGAGCCAAAUUGCCCUUGAAUAUUGCCGAACAGUACGCCAGACACACCGAGGCGUAUUCUGGAUUAACAGCAGCUCCAAAUCCACCCUCACGCAAGCUCUCGUCAGCAUUGCAUGCGAAAUCAGGGCAGCAGCAACGGGGGCAUUAAGCGAUGACGAUGCGAAAGUCGCUCUCGCUCUGCGUACACUCGAGAAAUGGGAGGAUCGCUGGCUAAUGGUGUUUGAUAAUUGCGACGACCCUGCCACGUUCUCGGAUAUCGAGCAAUUUAUCCCCCAAGGCGGCAAAGGAGAUAUUCUCUUCACUAGUCGCCAUCGAGGUCUGGAGGAACUGGGUGCUAUUAUCGAUAUCCCACCUAUGCCGGACAGGACCGGUGUCGAAUUGCUCCUACAUCGAUACAACAACAUCGAUGUGAACGAUCACAUGUCUGCAGGCUCCAUAAUAGUGAGACGUCUCGGGGGUCUGGCAUUGGCUAUCGAUCAAGCAUCGGCCUAUAUGGCGUAUAAACAGCUGUCUAUCGACCGACUGAGUGACUUCUUGGAGCUUUUUGAGACUGAACGUAAGAAGGUGCUUCGAUAUACGGCUGGCCAUUUUUGGAGAUACAUGAAAAUUGACGAAGAAAGUGGCCGACAGACCGCUAUUAACGCCUUUACUACGUGGGAAAUGUCGUUCCAACAACUCCUCUCCGCCUGGGAUCCGCCUAGAUCCGUGGCGCACUUUCUUACUCUUGCGGCGUUUCUGGGUCCCGUGCAAGUCAGUGAAUCUCUGUUCAAGUGGUACCAAGAGAUUGAGAAACCUCCACCGGACUGGUGCGACAUUUUUACGGCUUCUCGUGGUUUACACGACGAAAGUUCGUCCAGCGACACCGAGGGAGAAGUUGACCAGCAAGAGCAUGUAACACGUGAACCGUCCGUGGUUGUUCAUCAACCUGCUGCAGGAGCUCCGGAGAAGACAUGGGAUGCUGAACGCUUUUGGCGUCUGAUCCGACAGGCAUACCAGAUGUCGCUACUACAAAGUAUUUUGCCGCCGACACCCCUCAAAGGGGCCACUUUUAUACUACAUCCCCUGAUUCGCGACUGGCUGCAGCUGCGAUUACGCUCGAAAGAGCGGCAGACGUAUACUCGCGAGGCUGUCAACGUGAUUGUUCGUACUAUUAUAACUUAUCAACUUCUGGAUAGCGAUGCCACUCUCAAGAGGUCCAUUCUUCCGCACAUGGAUGCCACUCUCUUGACGUUCAGAGAGUUCUUCAAAGCUGGGCAUCGACUAGGCCAGGAUAUUGCGAGCUGCAACGACGCGGAAUGGUUCGCGUCAUUCUAUCAACUUCAAGGCCGGUUCGAUGCUAGUCUCGAUCUAUAUCGUACAGUGACUGCGACAAGAGAGAGAAUGCUGGGCAAGGAGCAUCCAGAUACCCUAAUGAGCAUGAACAAUCUCGCCACUGUGCUAAAAGAUCAAGGGAAGUAUGAGACGGCGGAACAGAUGCUUCGAGAAGUGGUGGAAAUAAGGGGGAGUGUGCUGGGGAAGGAGCAUCCAGAUACACUAAUGAGCAUGAACAAUCUCGCGAUAGUGCUGCAGAAUCAGGGAAAGUAUGAGGCGGCGGAACAGAUGCAUCGAGAAGUGGUGGCAGUGAGAGGGAGGGUGCUGGGGAAGGAGCAUCCAUCCACGCUGGCGAGUAUAAACAACCUCGCCACUGUGCUAAGAGAUCAAGGAAAGUACGAGGUGGCAGAACAGAUGCAUCGAGAAGUGGUGUCAGUGAGUGAGAGGGUGCUAGGGAAGGGGCAUCCGUCCACGCUGACGAGUAUGAACAACCUCGCUUUAGUGCUGAGCAAUCAGGGAAAGUACGAGGCGGCGGAGCAGAUGCAUCGAGAAGAACUGAAACUGACAGAGAGAGUGCUGGGUAAGGGGCAUCCAGACACGCUGAGGAGUAUGCACAACCUCGCUUUAGUGCUGAGCCAUCGAGGCCAAUACGAGGAGGCAGAGCAAAUUCAAGCCGUGGUUGUCGUGGAAAUGUUGAGAGUCUUCGGGUUUGAACAUCCUGAAAGUCAAGCUAGCAUGGGCAAAAUGCUUACCAUAUGGGAACUCCAGGGUAUGGAGGAACAUGCCAUGGAAAAGUCACUUCUUGAACUCUGCCUAGGAGCGGUGACAAAAACGGAUCUGGCAGACCCUGAGCUUCAGUACAUAUCGGGUGACGUCCUGGCGGAUCUUGGAAUGCCAGCAUGCCAGGAAGACAAGGCUGAAUGA